This is a messenger RNA of Rotaria sp. Silwood2, 849 nucleotides long. NCBI's taxonomy places the organism in Eukaryota, Metazoa, Rotifera, Eurotatoria, Philodinida, Philodinidae. The record is from the annotation of a GenBank genome assembly.
AUGCUUCGAAUUUUAGAAAACUCACAAGACUUCUUUCAAAUAUCCAGCAGUGAUCUUCAAUUUCAUGAACAGAUUGGUCUUGGUACUUUUGGAGCCGUUUAUCGAGCUACAUGGCUGACUAGACACCAUAUAGUUGCUGUCAAGCAAUUAUGCGUUACUCCUUUAAAUGAUGAAGCUAAGAGAAAAUUUUUCAAAGAAGUUUCACUCCUGGAUCGUCUUCGUUCUCCUUAUAUUGUAAAUUUCUACGGUGCAUGUAUAGAAACAGAUAACUGUAUAUUAGUCAUGGAAUACAUGUCGUUGGGAUCGUUAUACAAUUUGUUACAUGAAGAUUAUGUGAAAUUAACGUGGCUGCAAAGAUUGUCAAUAGCUUUACAAGCAGCGAGAGGAAUCAAUUAUUUACAUCAAUUGCAACCACCCGUAUUGCAUCGUGACAUAAAGUCUGGAAACUUUUUAUUAGAAAGAUCUUAUGAAGGGUAUACUGUGAAAACAUGUAAUUUUGGUUUUACUCAAAUCCAAACUGUAAUGUGUACAUCACCAUGGACUGCUCCAGAAAUUUUUCGUCUAGAAGACUAUACUGACAAAAGCGAUAUUUAUAGUUUGGGCGUCAUUUAUUGGGAACUAGCGAGUAGUCAAAUACCUUAUUAUGGCUAUCAAGAUAGAGACAUUCGUGCAUCUGUGCUUGAUGGUCGUCGUUUGAGCAUAUCAGAAAAUAAUCCAUCGUCUUUUCGUCAGCUUAUCCAGCAAUGUUGGAGAGACAAUCCUAAUGAACGACCUAAUAGCUCUGAUCUGAUUGAAAUGAUCGAAACAUGUAUUAAAAUACAAAGUAAUUCACUCCUAUGUUUUCUCUGA